Molecule: messenger RNA, 510 nt
Organism: Alternaria alternata
Lineage: Eukaryota; Fungi; Ascomycota; Dothideomycetes; Pleosporales; Pleosporaceae
Exons: 3
Coding region: 168-443 (91 amino acids)
Source: RefSeq, a predicted model, not a curated record
ACAACACCAGUUCCGAAGUUGAUCGUAGUGAGUGUAGUCAACAGCAACACGUUAAAGUCUCAGUGGUUCCGCGUCUCUGGUAAGGACAUCAACCAGAUCAUCGGUACCUCUUCCACGACUCUAAAAACACUAUUUCAACUACCCCUCGUCUCUUCCCAGCUGUCAUAAUGGUCCGCAUUACCUCCGUCGCUGCGUUCAUCUUCGCUUUCGCCUUUGGUGUUCAAGCUUCUCAUACCUGCCAAUGCUUGUUCUCUGACCGUUCGCACUGCUGCGCCAGCACCAGUGCUUAUGGUGGCGAGGAGAGAUGCGAAGAUGUUUGCAUGAAUGCUAAGCGAAACAAGGACGGCGCUGCUUGCGCUGCUGGUGGUGCAUGGUCCAGCGUCAGCGCCUGGAACGUCCAGUUCCGCGAGCCAUGCGAGGUUGGUUCCACUAGCACCUCCUAGAUGUAGAAUAUGGUAUGUGCGCUAUGUAUAGAAAGUAGAGCGGUGAUGCAUGUGGGUCGUUUUAGGA